AGAUUCAACUAAGAGUUCAAACACUGUAACUCGUAGUCCACAUAUCUCUUAUGAACUUCCUGCAUUAGAAAAUGUUCGAAGAGUCUACACAUUUCCAACAUUGAAUAAGGCGCCAGUGUAUGCGCCUGCCCCAUUUCUCCAAGACCUUAUUGAAAAAAUGGACCCUUUACCGGAGAAAGCUCCUUUGGAGGCUCCUCCCGCUGUCACUCCAGUAGCCAUCCAACUUGCACCACGUCUUUUAACGAUUAGACGGAAGAAAAUGAAAAAACACAAAAGAAGAAAGCAUUUUUUCAAAUAUCAAAAGUACCACAAAGAGAAGAAAUUGAGGGCGGAGCGAGAAUUUAUUAAGCGUAUGAAGGCCCACUUAGCAGAGUUGGAAUCAUUCAAUCCGGAACAAUAUGUCGAAGAAACGAUCGCAGCUGCCAAGAAGGAAUGGUCUGACGAAUUGGCGCCAACGGGAAGAAAGCGUUAUCCUCAUUGGUCACGACUGAUGUCAUUAGAAGAACUUUACGGAAUUCCAAAGAGCGACUAUAUCGAUAAGAAAGCUGGUUUGGCAGGAGAGGAGGAUGCAGAAAAGAUUAAACAGUUAAAAGCUGAGUAUGAUAAUAAGUAUCGUGGUAUUUGAUA
This is a messenger RNA of Strongylus vulgaris, 627 nucleotides long. The record is from the annotation of a GenBank genome assembly. Lineage: Eukaryota; Metazoa; Nematoda; Chromadorea; Rhabditida; Strongylidae.